CACCUGUUACACUUUCAAACAGGAAAGGGAACAAAUCAAUACACAUUUACUUAAACGAAGUAGCGUCGAGCCGGGUUUUUUUCGACUUGAGACUUAUUUUUGGGAUUUUUUUUUUAUUACACAUCAACCUGAACCUUUAUGGACAAAUUAAAGAAAGUUUUGAGUGGCCAAGAUGGCAAUGACGACCUCAACGUACUGCAGGCAGCGAACGAAGCAUCAACACUGGGAUGGGGCACGCGCGUCAAGGGAUUCAUCGCGUGUUUUGUGUCGGGCGUCUUGUGUUCAGUUUUGGGGACCUGCUUGCUUUGGGUUCCGAGAAGCGGACUGACACUCUUUGCAGUCUUUUACAGUUUAGGUAAUAUUGCUUCUCUUUUAAGCACAAUGUUCUUAAUGGGUCCAUUAAAGCAACUCAAGAGGAUGUGUGACAAGACGAGAGCUCUGGCAACUGGCAUUAUGAUUACAUGCCUGGUGCUAACCUUUUGUGCUGCUUUUUGGUGGAAGAACAAAGGCCUUGCCCUGCUGUUCUGUAUCCUCCAGUUUUUUGCUUUUACAUGGUAUAGCUUGUCCUACAUUCCUUUUGCAAGGGAUGCAAUUAUUAAGUUGUUCUCCGCGUGCUUCAAGUGAGAUGCCUCUACAUUUGGCCUUGGCUCUCUCUCUGUGUGCUGCUUUGGCUCCAGCUUCGGUGCUGCCUUCAAUGCCACUCGUGUACCCACUCUGCAGCCUGGCACAUACACCACACCACACUACAGGCUCCCCUUACUCUCCCCAACGGAUGGACACUCUCCAUCUGUGUGAACAAGUACACACAGACAAGUACUCUCUCUCUCUUACACAAACACACACCUGUGCUUUACAUUCAAGUAGAAAACUAUGAAGAGUGAAACAAAUACCCAAGUAACAAAUCUUAUUGGGUAAAUGGUUG
This is a messenger RNA of Sinocyclocheilus grahami, 922 nucleotides long. It is a transcript of the gene sft2d2b, whose product is annotated as SFT2 domain containing 2b. Gene Ontology annotation, cellular component: membrane. The transcript has 8 exons. The coding region runs from base 139 to 624 and encodes 161 amino acids. NCBI's taxonomy places the organism in Eukaryota, Metazoa, Chordata, Actinopteri, Cypriniformes, Cyprinidae. Gene Ontology annotation, biological process: vesicle-mediated transport. The record is from RefSeq and is a predicted model, not a curated record.